Xyrauchen texanus (razorback sucker) is the source of this 848-nucleotide messenger RNA. Its product is annotated as protein BTG1-like. Gene Ontology annotation, cellular component: cytoplasm; nucleus. The record is from RefSeq and is a predicted model, not a curated record. The transcript has 3 exons. Gene Ontology annotation, biological process: negative regulation of cell population proliferation; negative regulation of mitotic cell cycle. Bases 192 to 653 code for a protein of 153 amino acids. Lineage: Eukaryota; Metazoa; Chordata; Actinopteri; Cypriniformes; Catostomidae.
UACCAUCCGACAGCAGAACUGCAGCUGCACGUAAAGCUCGAACCACCGCCGGAGGAGGAAGUGUGUGGUCGAAAAUAGAUAUUUAUUUACCCAUUUUCACGACUACGUGUGUCGAAUCGUUCGCACCAGUUGUAGAAACUCUCAAUACACUUAAUCUGAUUCACUGAAGCAGCUCAUGCAAAAACUUCAAAAUGAAAACUGAAGUCUCGACUGCGGCUAACUUUGUCACUCGUCUAUUGAGAGGAACAAGAUUGCUUUCAGAAGAACAGCUGCAACAAUUCAGAUUCUCUUUGGAAGAAGCUUUGGGGGAUCAUUAUCAGCAUCACUGGUUCCCCAAUGCCCCUUGCCGAGGUUCCGGUUACAGGUGUAUCCGGAUCAACCAUAAGAUGGACCCUUUGAUCGGCAAAGCCGCCUGUAUGAUUGGAAUCACAAAGGAACGGCUCUUCUCACUACUGCCAAGUGAGCUCACCAUGUGGGUCGACCCCUACGAAGUGUCCUACCGGAUCGGAGAGGACGGAUCCAUAUGUGUUCUCUAUGAGUCCGUGCCUCCGUCCGACACGAAUCAAACACCAGCGGACAGCUGCAAAGAUGAACUGAGAAUUGGACGGACGAGCCCGUCUAAAUCGUUUGGCAUGAUGACUUGCUCUAGCUGAAGAGUCGGUGUCUAAUUAGCUGCUUGUGGGCACAGCGAAUAAACGCAUUGCUCACAUUUGAUUUGCUAAUUAUUUUCAGGCAGAUUUUUUUAAAUCAAUGGUGAAUACAGAUGUAUUUUGAUUAAAUGUAUGUUUUUAGCUCUCUGUACAGUCAUGUUGAAUAUGUGUGUUUUUUUUUUUUUAGAUUUCUAUUAA